This is a messenger RNA of Aspergillus nidulans FGSC A4, 387 nucleotides long. Its product is annotated as protein ngn13. NCBI's taxonomy places the organism in Eukaryota, Fungi, Ascomycota, Eurotiomycetes, Eurotiales, Aspergillaceae. The coding region runs from base 1 to 387 and encodes 128 amino acids. Gene Ontology annotation, molecular function: acetyltransferase activity; acyltransferase activity, transferring groups other than amino-acyl groups; transferase activity. The transcript is spliced from 3 exons. The record is from RefSeq and is a predicted model, not a curated record.
AUGCCAGCAGCUGAAUGCGAGGCGUUCUUUGAGAUUGAGGAAAGAGCGAGGAGGAGAGUUAUGGAAGGACUCAAGCAUUAUUACCUUGAUACUUUGGUAGUGCACCCCAAUUACCAGCGGCGCGGCGCGGGCUCGAUGCUUGUACAGUGGGAUUGUGGCCUGGCGGACGAAGAGGGAGUCGCACUGUAUGCGGAUGCGAGCAGAGCUGGAGCGCCGCUGUAUGAGCGGUUUGGGUUUGUGGAUGAGAGCAAAGGUGAUUCGGGACAGGCGGAGGUUGCAUCUAUGAUUAGAAGGGCGCUUCCGACUACUCAGGCCUACAACAUGACACUGAGUAACUACCGGCGACUUAAUAUACCAGUUCCACUACAGCUGGGCUACAAACCAUAA